Cladocopium goreaui is the source of this 1438-nucleotide messenger RNA. The record is from the annotation of a GenBank genome assembly. Lineage: Eukaryota; Dinophyceae; Suessiales; Symbiodiniaceae.
UUUCUCCACUUCGGGACCACCAAAAUCACCACAGCUUUAGCUUUCCUGGCCUUGAUUUCCAAGGUGCUCAAUGCAGGUGACCAAUGAGGAGUUGGCCAACAAGGUCGCCGAGAUUACAGUACUGCGGAAUCGGAUGCAACAGAUGGAGCGGGAAAACCUGCGAUUGGAAAAUGAAUUGGCUCAAGCCAAGGAGAAGGGCACGCAGCCCAGCCAAAGAAGCAGGGAGAAGGUUGACCUGGAAAGGGCCAAUGAACAACUGCAGUAUCUGCGACAGGACUUGCUGAGUUCUGACGAUGAGCGAAAGCGACUGAAGCUGACCCUGCAAAGCCAAGAACAGGAAUUGCUGGUGCUGCGCCAGCGAGCGGAAGAAGCGAGGCCAGCUACACCAGCGGCUACGCCAGCGGCUGCGCCAGUGGCCGUGCCAGUGGCAGCGGUGGAAACAAGGCCUGCCCCAGCACCUGCUGCGCCGCCCGCCGCUGUGGUGCAACCGGCCACGGUAGCGCGAAGCGAGCCACAGGAUGAAGCCAAAGGUCGGCUGCUCCUUCAGGAGCUGGCACGCUGGGAAACUCUGGCAGAAGAGCCACGGGAUGCAUGGUAUCAACUCAAAGCCGCCGUGAGCCGCUUCCCUGGCGCCGCCGCCGCCGCCACGGCGACGGCCAAGGUGCUGCGCGGCGCCGCGCCGUCGUCGCGGCGCCAGGCAGCGCGCGUGGUGCGGAUGUGGCUGGGGCUGUUCCCCGGUCACGCCACCAUUUUGGCAACCGCCCCUCACGUCGCCGGGAUGACGGACGUCUUACGCGAUGUCUUUCACGCCUUCGCAGGCGGAGUGGAGAUGGACGGACGGUCCUUCGUGAAAUGCCUCAAGGACGCAGGGCUACUGGAUGAACGUUUGAAGACAGUUCAGGCUGACCUGAUCUUCGCCCGGCACAAGCCCAAGGGCUCUCGAAGGAUCAGCUACGAUCUCUUCAUCCAGGCUUUGACGGAAGUGGCCAUGAAGCGCGACCUUCUCCCAGAGGAGGCGGUGGACCGAGUCUGCCUGGCCCACGGCCCGGACUACGAGUCCGCGACCACGGCCUUCGAAGACGCGGCGGGGCCCGAGCGCUUCUUCUACGACAAGACGACCUACACAGGGAUGCACAAAUGCAGUUCUGCUUCGCAGCAGUUGGUGAUGAGGCCCAGCCGUUCCAGGGAUCUGCCCGAAAGUUGGGCCUCGCCUGAGGAUUAUGACCUGCCGAAGAGCGGCCCCGAGCGGUUCUACUACGAUCGCUCCACAUAUACAGGCACCCACAAGAACAAUGGCCCCAGCGCGGCCGGAAGCGGUGUCGGCAAGGAGGGUUACAGCGACCUCAGUGUGUUGGUUCGCCGCGAUGUGGUGCAGGACGAUGUGCUGCAACGUCGCCGCAGAAGCAAGACCAGCAAUUCUCCCAAUGGCAGUGGGAGC